Messenger RNA from Caenorhabditis briggsae, 780 nucleotides. Lineage: Eukaryota; Metazoa; Nematoda; Chromadorea; Rhabditida; Rhabditidae. Bases 1 to 780 code for a protein of 259 amino acids. The record is from RefSeq and is a predicted model, not a curated record. The transcript is spliced from 5 exons.
AUGGAAGAAUGGGUGAUCGUUAAGAGUCAACCAGACAAGCCAUUCCGAAUCCCACGAGUAACCAGUCUCAGCAAUCGCAGUCAAAGAGUUGGAGCACAUCGAAUGGGAACCUUGUUGAGACGUUGCGAUCAUGGAGAAACCUGUCUUGGUUGUAACUGUUGUGGGACCUGUACUAACAACACAUUCUUCCUGUGCUACUCUCCACUCAACUCGAUCGACUACUGCGCCUUCGACGAAGAAGUCCUUAAGAGAGAUCCGAACGCAGUGCUGCCACGUCGCACCGCUUCUUUCAAACUACCAGAUGACUUUCCGCGAGAACAAGCACGAAGAAUAUUUUUUCCAGGCUACGAAAGCGAAAAGAUGAGUGAUCAGACGACUUCAACAUCAAGUGAAAUAGAAAAACCAACAGUUACAAAUGAAGAGCAGACGAUCGAUCCAUUCAUUGACUUCGAAUGCCAUGUUUGUCGAAUGAAAGAGCGAACCUUAUUCGGAGAGCUGAAAGUGAUUGAUGGAAGCUACGACUCUCCGGUGUAUUUCAUGCGAGACCCAUUCAAGCCUCCUUCCCGAGAUCGUGUCAAAAAGCCAAGUCUCGACGACUUCCUCGUACUCGGAUCACCAUGUUCCGCUUGCAGUCAGCCAGUUUGCAUGUCGGACGCAUGCUCCCUGUAUUUCGGAGCUACCUUUUGCUCACCAUGUGUCAGCCGAGAACGUCGACGGUUCCCACCACAGUUGAUUCGUGGCAUAAUUACAAAAUAUGAAGCCAAACAAGCAUCACAAUAA